AUGGCCGGCCACCUGGCCUGCUCCACCCAGCGCGCCAUCAUCAUGCCCAGAGAGAUACAGAUAGCUGUGUACCUGCUGCUUCCCCGGGACAUGGGCAAGCGCGCUCAAGCUUCAUCACAGCAGCAGCAGCAGCAGAAGGCGGCCCUGAAGAGGAAGCAGUCCACGCGCCGCAGGCUCGCCAAGAAACAAAGCCAGAGCUUCACCACCUACUUCCCCCGGGUUCUCAAGAAAAUUCACGAGGACCUGAGCCUUUCACAGGAGGCCCUGAGCAUCCUGGAUUCCUUCGUGAAGGUCAUGUUCGAGCGCAUCGUCCAGGAGGCCAGUCACCUGGUCCGCUCCAACCAGCGCGCCACCCUCACGUCCAGAGAGAUCCAGACGGCCAAAAUCCACGAGGACCUGAGCCUUUCACAGGAGGCCCUGAACGUCCUGGAUUCCUUCGUGAAGGACAUGUUCGAGCGCAUCGUCCAGGAGGCCAGUCACCUGGUCCGCUCCAACCAGCGCGCCACCCUCACGUCCAGAGAGAUCCAGACGGCCAAGCAGCAGCAGCUGAAGAAGGUGGCCCUGAAGAGGAAGCAGUCUACGCGCCGCUGGCUCGCCAAGAAACAAAGCCAGAGCUUCACCACCUACUUCCCCCGGGUUCUCAAGAAAAUCCACGAGGACCUGAGCCUUUCACAGGAGGCCCUGAACGUCCUGGAUUCCUUCGUGAAGGACAUGUUCGAGCGCAUCGUCCAGGAGGCCAGUCACCUGGUCCGCUCCAACCAGCGCGCCACCCUCACGUCCAGAGAGAUCCAGACGGCCGUGCGCCUGCUGCUGCCCGGCGACAUCGGCAAGCACGCCGUGAACGUGGCCACUAAGGCCGUCAUCAGAUACACUAGCUGCGCGUGA
Molecule: messenger RNA, 885 nt
Organism: Condylura cristata (star-nosed mole)
Lineage: Eukaryota; Metazoa; Chordata; Mammalia; Eulipotyphla; Talpidae
Exons: 4
Coding region: 1-885 (294 amino acids)
Biological process (GO): nucleosome assembly
Cellular component (GO): nucleosome
Molecular function (GO): DNA binding; protein heterodimerization activity; structural constituent of chromatin
Source: RefSeq, a predicted model, not a curated record